AUGGUGGAGGGAAAAUUGAAAAAUGUGUCUUACAUAUCGAAUUUUGUUUCGAAAUACCAACGAGGCUUGGAGAUGACUUAUGAAAUAGUGAGUUUAAAGAAUAAAAAACAUUUUGAAAGUAUAUGUUUCUCGUAGGAUGGUCAAGUGCACACCGGAGAAUUCAACGUAAAAAUGGGAAGUGUUGCUAUUCUUCUAUUUGACACCGACCUUCAAAAAUUCUUACUAGUUCGACAAUUCAGACCUGCAAUGUUUACUUCGACAAUUUUGAAAAACAAGGAGAAUUAUGGCAAAGAUUAUAGUGAUAUCAAAUGGGAAGAAUACGAUACAGAAUGUGGGUAUACGAUGGAGUUAUGUGCCGGAUUAAUUGAUAAGGAAGGACUUACACCAGAACAAAUUGCAUUUGAAGAAGUUGAAGAGGAAUGCGGGUACAAAGUAGACAAAUUAACACCUAUCGCUACAUUUAUGUAGGUUGAGAUUUUCGAAUUAAUAUUAUGUUCAAGGAUAAUAAUAUUUUAGUGUUGGAAGUCAUCAAUCAGGAAAUGCUCAAUAUUUAUUCUAUGCAGAGAUUGAUUCUUCGAAAAAAAUCAGUGAAGGUGGUGGAAAUGUUCAUGAAGGUGAAGUAAUCACAAAAGUUUAUGUUACAUUAGAACAAGCUCGUCAUUAUGUCUACGCUUCGGAAAAUAAUGAAUACGCAGAAAUCAACGGACCUCCUGGUGUUCUUUUUGCAUUUCAAUGGUGGUUUUUAAAGGAUCGUUUGAAAAUGCUCGAAAAUUCCAACUUCAAUUGGAUUCCACGGCCAGUAAAAUCAGUUUCAAAUAUCAGAUUUUCAUCAGAGUUUGAUAAAACCAAAUAUGGAUACAAUCCAAAACGUAUGAACUUCACAAUAAACGGAAUAAAACGAACAUGGGAUUUGGCACUUUGCCCAAGUAGUGCUGCUGCUAUUCUUAUUGAUUCGGAGAAACGCGAACUAAUUUUGCUAGAACUUCAAAGGGUUCAAGUUCUCGUUGGAAAACUUCGAAAUGCAAAAGAGAAUAUCGGAAAAAGUUUGGAGAGUAUUGAUUUUACCAAGGCGAAUCCAUUGGAAGGUGUAACCUUGGAACUUGUGACUGCAAAAGUUCCAGAUUUUGAAGAUCCACAAAUCAAAUUAAAACAACAUUUAGAAACAAUUGGAUAUAAGGAUGUGAAAAACUCCAAAUUGAUCGCCAAAGUUGUGUAAGUUUGUCUGUCAGAGAAAAAACAAAAACAAGAAAUAUUUGUUAUUUAUUCAUUGUCAUUUUCAGUCCCGGCAUUGGUCAGAGUGGAGAUACACAACACAUAUUCCUAGUUGAUGUCAAAAAUUCUCAAAAUCAAAAUGAGACUCGUAUUCCAUUUUCUGCACUCCCUUCACUUUUCAAACAAAAUUUGAUUGGUCCACCAAAUGUAUAUUAUGCUAUUGGUUUUGUAAUUGAUCAGGUUAAUAGAAACAGGUUGUAAUAAAAUUAUUGAAAGUUAUCACUUUUGUAUUUUUCAAUCAGGUUUUCGAAACCGAAUAUAUUUUUUUUUCAAAAUAAAAAUCUGACAUGAGCCAGAGUAAUUUUUAGAAAGAUUAUUUCAGUAUGAUUCGAGUUAUUAGAUGUUUGAUCGGAAAACGAUGCUGUUCGAGUAAUGUGAGUAUCACCUGUUAUUUUUCUGAUUUUGACAAAAAAAUCAACCUUUAAGCCUCUGCCAACUCAAACAAUCACGGAAAUCUCUUUACAAAACAAUCUGACAGACGAGGAAAACAAUUCAGAAAUAAUGAAAAAGUUUGGCGAAGAAACACCUUCAUCUUCAACAGAUUUAAAAAUAUUUGAAGAGCCUUUGACAUCAGCGAAAAUAGCAGAAGCACAUCGAAAAAAGUUGGAAACUGGAGUAGCGACAUUUCGAAAAAUAGUUUAUUCAAAUGGAGAGUUGGACAAUAGUAAUUUGAAUGAACCGCCAUCUCCAGAAAAUCCACAUCCAUUUAAUGGAAAUGAUUUACCACCUGUUUAUUCACAUUCUUUGGUUCCAUUUGUUAAUCAUUCACCAGUUCUCCGAUUUUUGAUUGAUAUUGGAACAAAUUUAGCUGAUAUUGAAAAUUCGAAUCCGGCGAUUGGAAAAUAUUUAAUGAGACUUCGAAUCGAAGACAUCAAAUCAAAAAUCGAACUUAUGCAAGAAGUUGGAUUUCAAGAUUCGGAAAUUGGUGAAUAUUUGACAAGAAAUCCAUUUUUUCUAUUGCAAGAUGUUAAUGAUAUGCGAGCUCGGCUGAAUUAUUUGGAACUCAAGAAAUUUCAGCCCAAGGAAAUCUUGAAAAUUGUGAAAGAAUAUCGAUAUUGGUUGAAUUGUGGUGUAAAAUUAAUAGAUUCUCGUCUUGGAUGGAUUCAACAACAAUUCAAAUUGACUGCAAAAGCAACAAGGGAAAUAAUAGUGAAAGAACCAAGGAUAAUUAUGUUUGGAACUGGACCAAUCGAAAGAAUUAUAAAAAUGAUUCUGAAAGAGUUUAAUUUUUCACAAAAUCAACUCAAAGAAUUGAUAAUUGAUGAUCCUCGAUUAUUUAUGAUGGGUAAGCUUUUCUCCCUUUCUAAAAAUAAUUUUUCAACCAAUAUUUUUCUGCAGAUGCUAAACUUAUCUCAAGGAACUAUCGAUUUAUUCGAGAUGUUAUGCGGAUAAAUAAUGAAACAAUUAUGGAAAAUCCAUUUAUACUUCGAUGCUCAAUUAGUUCAUUAAAAACUCGCCAUGAUUUUCUGAAGAAAAUGGGAAGAUCAAAUUAUCGAUUAGCAGAGAAAAAAGAAUCAAAAAAUGAUCGAACACCUUUGGAAGAAGCUGAAACAUCGAAAGAAAAUGUUGAACUUGUAGAUUUGAAUGAUUUUUUGAGGCCUUCUGAUGCAGAGUUUGCUAAAUUCGCUGCAAAAACAUAUCCGGUAGUUUAUGAAAAAUUUUUGAGAAAUUCAUAA
Messenger RNA from Caenorhabditis angaria, 2948 nucleotides. The record is from the annotation of a GenBank genome assembly. NCBI's taxonomy places the organism in Eukaryota, Metazoa, Nematoda, Chromadorea, Rhabditida, Rhabditidae.